This is a messenger RNA of Radiomyces spectabilis, 1595 nucleotides long. RefSeq lists its product as uncharacterized. The transcript has 4 exons. Lineage: Eukaryota; Fungi; Mucoromycota; Mucoromycetes; Mucorales; Radiomycetaceae. The record is from RefSeq and is a predicted model, not a curated record. The coding region runs from base 113 to 1366 and encodes 417 amino acids.
CUCUUUUUCUUUCCUUUGAGACCCUCUUUCACUGUCCUUCCUUUUGGUGUCUUUUUUUGACCAUUAGUUGCCUUUUUUUUUGGUCUAAUUCAAAAAGCUACCGUUUAUUUUUAUGAAGGUCCCAGCGUUGAAAGAAUCUUCAGUGCGAAAGCGCCGACUGCGCUACCUCAAGCCUUAUUACUCGCGACAGCUCAAACGACACGGAACGCUCCCGAACGAUACAAACGAUGAUGCUUUGAUUUGUGGCUCCUCCACACUUGAAGACGGCUUAGAGCUCACUUGUAGCACUCAUGUUUUAUCCGAUACUGAAUUGUCUCAUAAAGACGACACUGAGGCUUCCAAUACUAACCAACGCGAUGCAAAUUUGACGCCCCUUCCAGUGGAAGCCUGUUCCACCAUCUGUGAAACUGACCUUGCCAUGGGAACUUUGAAGGUUGCCUUCUCUACCGCUGAAGAGGACGGCCAAAUGGUCGCUCCUGAAGACGCUCCCUCCGGUCAGAAUGACCCUCCAUCUCACUCUUCAUCGGAUGCUGAAGGUGACUCAAGUGAAGACAAUGAUGAAGAAAGUGGUUCGUCUGAUGAGCAGGAAAACUUGAAUGAAGACGAUGAGGAAGACAACUGUUCCUCUUCGGAUUAUUAUGAACCUGACAGCUCUUCAGCGGACGAAGCUGACGAAGCCCCAUUGAUUUCUUUCCUUGUCCAUUCUGGCCAGAAUAAACGCCCAUGGGCUGAAGAAAAAAUUGUUGAAAACGAAGAAACCGGCGCGGAUGUUGGUCCAUCGCACGUGGAAGAGGAAGAAAAGAAGCCCAAACCGCCGAAACGCCGUCGUUUGCGCAAGCACAUUGAUACGCUUCGCAAUAUUAGUGCAAAUGAACUGGACAAUCUGAGCGAAAUCAGCCAGCGUUGCACUUACGAACUGCUUUCUCCGUCUUCCAAGGUGUCUCCUGUUGUUGUAGGCCACACUACUGGUGUCCGCCAACGCCACCUCAACCGAGCCAAAGCAUCGCCAUCCCGCCUUGAUCAGCUGGCGCAGCGUGAAGUGACCGAUUUGGAUCUGAGCAAGCAUUUCUUUAUCCCCGAACAGUGGGUUACCAAGGACAGUGGAGAACAAGCAGCUGCGUGCAAAUCGGAUGGUGAGGAUGACAGUGGCAAUAGUGGCACCGAUGAUGUGAUGGAAGCUUGUUCGGAACGUCCUGUUGUCGGAACAUCCUCGGUUCCUGACAAUGCUUCUACCACAGAGGUUAACCCUUACGGCGAGCUUCCUACCUCCAACUUUCCUGAAGCGACCAUCGCGCCUACUUAUUCAAACCUUUUCACCAAAUUCUUGCAUCGCAUGUCUCGAAUUUUCUUGCCUGACGGUAUUUAAAAAAGAAGGUCAUCUCUCAUCACAUUAACAAUUUCUUUUGUCAUUAUGUAUCCCCUUUCGCUUUUUCCUUGCCUGACAUUUUCUUUUAAAAAGAGGUCUAUACCUCUCUAUAGUAUUAAUCCCACUUCAUCGUCCUUUUUAUCAUACCAGUUCUUCCAUUUUACCCACAUCAUAGCGUUUAUUAUUAAAAUAAAUCCGUAACCUCAUUGUGUUACAGAUUCUUCUAUCA